AUGGCGGACUCGAGAGGUCAACGUUUAGCGGAUGCUGACGUGGACAUGUUAGACAAUGUCCAGGUGGAUCAGCCAAACCUGCAGGGCGACGCGGAUGUGUCGCUAUCCAACGGUCACGAUCCCGAGAUCGUGAAAUCGGAGGAGGAUAAGAAGGCGUACCGCAUGGUGACUCUCCCGAAUGGGUUAAUCACCCUGUUAAUUUACGACCCUGAGAUUGCCGCGUCAGGGGAUGACGAUGAGGAUGAUGAGGAGGAGGAGGAUGAGGAGGAUGAGAUAGAGAGUGAGGAGAGCGAUGAGGAGAUGAGUGUUGCUGAGGGUGGAGGAAGCGGAGAUGGGCAAAAAAGCAGCGGAAGGGGGAAAGGGGGGAAGGGGGAAAAGGGGGGUAAGGGUGGGAAGUCCAAGGGACGAAAAGGUGCUAGUAAGGGAGGGAAGGGAGGUGACGAUAUCGAAGGUGAGGAUAGCGAUUGGGAGACAGCGAGUGAGGAGGAGGAGGAAGGGGUAGGAGACGACGCAGGUACUGACAAAACGGAGGAGGAGCGGGAAACGGCAAAGGUGGCAGAAGGAAAGGGGGAUGGUCAUAACAAGGAAGGCAAGAUGGGGCAAGCAGGGGGUGAGACGACGGGCGGGGAGGGGAAGCUGGCAGCGGCAGCCAUGUGUGUGGGCGUGGGAAGCUUCCUGGAUCCUCCCGAUGCUCUCGGCCUCGCACAUUUCCUUGAGCACAUGCUGUUCAUGGGGAGUGUCAAGUUCCCUGACGAAAACGAGUACGACUCGUUUCUGAGGCGGCAUGGCGGCGGCUCGAACGCAUUCACAGAGACAGAGUUCACGUGCUACCACUUUGACAUCGCACACAAGUACCUGCACCCUGCUCUUGACAGGUUUGCGCAGUUCUUUGUGGCGCCGCUGGUGAAGGCAGAUGCCAUGGAGAGAGAGGUGCAGGCUGUGGACUCGGAGUUCAACGUCAGUCUGCAGAGCGACGUGUGUCGGGUGCAGCAGCUGCAGUGCUCCACCUUACAGAGCGAUGUGUGUCGGGUGCAGCAGCUGCAGUGCUCCACGUGCGUGCAGCCAGACCACCCCUUCCGCAAGUUCUCCUGGGGCAACCGCAAGAGCCUCAUAGACGACCCGGCCAAGCUUGGAGUGGACAUGCGGGAGCGGCUGCUGCAGCUCUACUCGCGGUUUUAUACAGCCGGGGCGAUGAGGCUGGUCGUGGUUGGGGGCGGUGAGUGCUGGUGUUUGAGGGCUGGUUGUGGUGCGGUGUGGUGUGGUUGUGCCGCAUGCAGCAGGUUCAGGUAUUUGGGCAUGCGGGAGCGGCUGCUGCAAGUUCUCCUGGGGCAACCGCAAGAGCCUCAUAGACGACCCUGCCAAGCUCGGAGUGGACAUGCGGGAGCGGCUGCUGCAGCUCUACUCGCGGUUUUAUACAGCCGGGGCGAUGAGGCUGGUCGUGGUAUUUGGGCAUGCGGGAGUGGCUGCUGCAAGUUCUCCUGGGGCAACCGCAAGAGCCUCAUAGACGACCCUGCCAAGCUCGGAGUGGACAUGCGGGAGCGGCUGCUGCAGCUCUACUCGCGGUUUUAUACAGCCGGGGCGAUGAGGCUGGUCGUGGUUGGGGGCGGUAUUUGGGCAUGCGGGAGCGGCUGCUGCAAGUUCUCCUGGGGCAACCGCAAGAGCCUCAUAGACGACCCCGCCAAGCUGGGAGUGGACAUGCGGGAGCGGCUGCUGCAGCUCUACUCGCGGUUUUACACCGCCGGGGCCAUGAGGCUGGUCGUGGUGGGGGGAGGUGCAGGAGUGGACAUACGGGAGCGGCUGCUGCUCGUGGUUCUAUACGGCCGGGGCGAUGCGGCUGGUCGUGGUACAGGAACAUGUUAUGAGUCGACUCAAAACUCUGGGAGUGGACAUGCGAGUGCGGCUACUGCAGCUCUACCCGCGGUUCUACACGGCUGGGGCCAUGAGGCUGGUGGUGGGGGGGGAGAGCCCCUGGACACGCUCGAGGCGUGGGUGAGGCAGCUCUUCUCGCCCAUUACCUCUCCUGCCCCACAAGAGCCCCUGGACACGCUCGAGGCGUGGGUGAGGCAGCUCUUCUCGCCCAUCCCCCCCUCACUGGACACUCAAGAACCUAACUCCUUUCGCUCCCCUUCUCACACCACCUACCCUCUCCCACAGAGCCACUGGACACACUCGACUCGUGGAGCCCUUGGACACGCUGGAAGCAUGGGUGAGGCAGCUCUUCUCGCCCAUCCCUCGAUUUCUGGUGCUACUGUUCUGAAGCAGUAUCCUCAAUUUCCACCCUCUCCAUCAGAGCCCCUGGACACGCUUGAGUCGUGGGUGAGGCAGCUCUUCUCGCCCAUCCCUCCGGGGGGCAGCGGCAUUCACCCGCUGCUGCACCAGCUGCCCCCGCCUGCCACCUUCUCUCCGCCCUCCCAGGACUCUGAGAUGCUGGGGCCUGGUGCUGCUGGGUUGGAGCAGGAGGAGGGGGGGGCAGGGGAGGUGGUGGGAGGGGGGCGGCUGUAUGAAGUGGCGAGUGUGAAGGAGCAGCAGCAGGUGUCGCUCAUGUGGACACUGCCGUGCCUGCAUGCCGAGUCAGGGCAGGAGGGGGGCAUGGGAGGGGGGCAUGGGAGGGGGGCAUGGGAGGGGGGCAUGGGAGGGGGGCAUGGGAGGGGGGCAUGGGAGGGGGGCAUGGGAGGGGGGCAUGGGAGGGGGGCAUGGGAGGGGGGCAUGGGAGGGGGGCAUGGGAGGGGGGCAUGGGAGGGGGGCAUGGGAGGGGGGGUAUGGGAGGGGGGCAUGGGAGGGGGGGUAUGGGAGGGGGGGUAUGGGAGGGGGGGCAGAUCUUUGCGUUGUCUCAGACCCUGCAUGCGGAGCGGACAGGCCAGCAAACCCCACAACUACCUCUCGCACCUCAUCGGGCAUGAGGGCAGUGGCAGUCUGCUAUCGUUGCUCAAGGCCAAGGGGAGGGCCACGGAGCUGGCUCUACUUCCUCCCUCCCUCCCCCAUCACCCUCUUUUGUUCCUCCCUCAUUCACACUCUUCCCCUUCCACAGAGGGCAGUGGCAGUCUGCUAUCGCUGCUCAAGGCCAAGGGGAGGGCCACGGAGCUGGCUCUACUUCCUCCCUCCCUCCCCCAUCACCCUCUUUUGUUCCUCCCUCAUUCACACUCUUCCCCUUCCACAGAGGGCAGUGGCAGUCUGCUAUCGCUGCUCAAGGCCAAGGGGUGGGCCACGGAGCUGGCUCUACUUCCUCCCUCCCUCCCCCAUCACCCUCUUUUGUUCCUCCCUCAUUCACACUCUUCCCCUUCCACAGAGGGCAGUGGCAGUCUGCUAUCGCUGCUCAAGGCCAAGGGGUGGGCCACGGAGCUGGCUCUUCUUCCUCCCUCAUCGCCCUGCUCCUCUCUCACCACUCACACACCUCUUCUCAUUCCCCAUGUCCCCCUCCCAGAGGGCAGUGGCAGUCUGCUGUCGCUGCUCAAGGCCAAGGGGUGGGCCACGGAGCUGGCAGCGGGGGUGGGGGAGAGCGGGUAUGAGAAGAGCUCCCUCGCUUUUGUCUUCACCGUCACAAUCACACUCUCCGAGGAUGGCCUCAAACACGCUCUAGACGUGGUGGGAACGGUGUUCCAGUACAUCACCAUGCUGCGCCAGGCGCCCCCCCAGCGGUGGGUGUUUGAGGAGCUUCAGGCCAUCGCAGCCAUGGACCUUCGAUUUGCCGAGGAGGACUCGCCUGACGAGUACGCCGUCAGGCUCGCAGGCAACAUGUUCUACUACCCCAAGCGGCAUGUGAUAGCAGGGGACUACAUUCACGACAAGUGGGACCCUGACCGCAUCGCCUACCUGCUCUCGCUGCUCUCGCCACACUCCGUGCGCCUUGACCUGCUCACUCACUCCUUCGACCACACCAGAGAAGGUGUUCUCAAGGAGCCGUGGUUCGACGUGCCCUACACCACAACCCUGCUCUCCCCGGCUCUCCUGGACCAAUGGGCGAGCGACACGUGGCUCAACCCCGACCUGCGCAUGCCUCCCCCCAACGAGUUUAUCCCCACCGACUUCUCCCUCCGCCCCUCCUCCUCCUCCUCCACUGCUGCCCCUACUGCUACCACCACCGCCACUACCACCAUUGCUGCUGCUACUUCUGCUGCUGCUGCUACCACUAACAUCAGUGAAUCUCCCAACGGGACAACUCCUAGUGUGGCCAGUGCACCCAGUGUGCCGCGGGUGGUGAGGGAGGAGGCGGGGCGGUGCAAGGUGUGGUACAAGCAGGACGAUGUGUUCCGCUCGCCGCGCCUCAACGCCCACUUCGCCCUCUCCUCCCCUCACGCCUGUGACUCUCCCCGCUCCGCUGCCCUCACUGAGCUCGCGGUGAAGCUUAUCGAAGAUUCUCUGAACGAGACCCUGUACCUGGACGAUGUGUUCCGCUCGCCGCGCCUCAACACCCACUUCGCCCUCUCGUCUCCUCACGCCUGUGACUCGCCCCGCUCCGCUGCACUCACUGAGCUCGCUGUGAAGCUUAUUGAAGACUCCCUCAAUGAGACUCUCUAUCUGGUGAGUGUGGCCAAGCUAGACACCUUCAUGGCCGUCCAGGGCUUUAAGAUCCUAACCCUAAAUCCCCUUCCCUUCUUUCCCCCAUCCCUAUCCCCCCCGCCUCCACCUCUCGUGCAGGCGAGUGUGGCCAAGCUAGACACGGUUAUGGCCGUCCAGGGCUUUAAGAUCGAGAUCCGAAUCACGGGCUUCAGCCACAAGCUGCCGACGCUCGCCGCCCGCAUCUUCCGCCACAUCAGCACGUUCCGGGCGGCGGCCGACCGCUUCAGUGCUCUCAAGGAGGAGCGGUGCCGCGCGUACCGCAACGCGCUCUUAAAGCCCCUCAAGCACUCCGCCUACCUCCGCCUACUGCUGCUGCGCAACCCCGCCUGGACCAUCCCGGACAAGCUAUCGGCGCUAACUGCGUGCGAGGUGGACGAUUUGAACGCCUUUCUGCCGACUCUCUUCUCCCGGGUGAGUUUUGUUAGAGGCUACACGAUACUGAUUGGGUUCUGCAGUCUGCUGCUGCUGCGCACCCCCGCCUGGACCAUCCCGGACAAGCUAUCGGCGCUCAGCGCGUGCGAGGUGGACGAUCUGAACGAGUUCCUGCGGGUGCAAUUCUCGCGGACAUGCAUAGAAAUGCUGAUUCACGGUAACGCAACAGAGGAGGACGCGUUAGCACUCGCCUCAGCCGUCACCGACACCCUCCCAGUGCCCUCGCCUCCGCUGCUGGACCUCCCUUCAGAGCGCUGCCUGCAGCUGCCACGUGGCAAGUCCCUGUUGGUCGAGAGCCCCGUGGGGAACCCGGCCGAGGAGAAUUCUGCAGUCGAGGUGUACUACCAGGCCUGCCAGGUGUAUUACCAGGCGUGUCAGGACCAGGGCCGGGCGUCCAUCCGAGACCGAUCGCUCGUGGACCUAAUGGAGCAGGUGAUGUCAGAGCCGCUGUUCGACACACUGAGAAGCAAGGAGCAGCUGGGGUACCGAGUGGACUGCGCCACUCGCCUCACCCAGGGACUCCUCCCUUUGACCCACCCAACCAUCGCGUCCGUCCCUCAUCCCUCGUCCCUCUCUUGUGCGCCCCUCUCCCUUCUCUCGCCCGUCGCUCAGGUGAUGUCAGAGCCCCUGUUCGACACACUGCGCACCAAGGAGCAGCUCGGGUACCGAGUGGACUGCGGCACUCGCCUCACACACGGCGUUUUUGGCUUCUGCAUCCGCGUGCAAUCCGCUGAUUAUGGGCCAGAAUACCUGCAGCAACGCGUGGACUUAUUCCUAAAGACCUUCCGAGAUAACCUGAGCGCCCUGCCCGAAGCUGAUUUCAGGGCACACAGGGCAGCGCUGCAGGGCGCACAGGGCAGCGCUGCAGGUGCUGAAGAUGCGCCCUCCCAUAGUCACCUCCUCCUACUCUUUCCUUCUCUCACCCUCUCUUUUUCCCUCUCCCAGAGCGCUCUGCCCGAAACGGAUUUCAGGGCGCACAGGGCGGCCCUGCAGGUGCUGAAGAUGCGCAAGGACCAUACCCUGGGGGACGAGACGCACCGCUACUGGGAGCAGAUCUGGGAGGGCAGUUCGCUCUUCAACUCGCGCCAGCUGGAGGCUGUGGCCCUCUACAACAUCACGCUCGCAUGCUGGGCUGAGCUGCGUGAUUGGCUGGAGGCUGUGGCGCUCUGCAACAUCACGCUUGCUGAGCUGUGCGCGUGGUUCGACCGCCACAUCAGCAUGACAGCUGGCGCCGACAGCGACGGAGGGGAUGGCGCUGACAAGGACAGCAUCAUGGUCGAGAAUGGAGAGGCUGGUGCAGCGGAGGCGGGUAACGGGGAGGCUUAUAAGGGGGACGGGGAUGGUGGAGGGAAGGUGCUUGGACGGCGCGUGCUGGUGCAUGUGUGGGGAGCAGGCAAGUGGAAGGAGAGGAGUGAGGUGAGCACUGGGGAGACAGGAAAAGAUGCAGUUGGAAAGGCUGAAAACGCCGGGAAGAAUGGGAAGGGUGGUGGUGAGGGUGAUGGGAAGGAUGGGCAAUGGAGGGAAGGACAGGUGGUGGUUGAGGUGGCGGAUAUAGAGAAGGAGAAGGCUUCUCUUGAGCUCUUUCCCGUGCUUAAACCCGUGGUGGUGGCGGCAUGA
Closterium sp. Naga37s-1 is the source of this 6606-nucleotide messenger RNA. NCBI's taxonomy places the organism in Eukaryota, Viridiplantae, Streptophyta, Zygnematophyceae, Desmidiales, Closteriaceae. The record is from the annotation of a GenBank genome assembly.